AUGGUGACCCAGGCGUAUUUGACGUUAUACAACGUCGCCCAGACGAUAGGGUGGGCGGCCGCGUUAGCGUUCACGUUGCGCUCGAUUCUGACGCACGACGGCAGCCUCGCUUCGGUGUACGCGGACGCGGGCGAGUACGUCCGAACGUUCCAAGUCCUGUCCGUCAUGGAGGUGUUUCACGCGCUGUUCCGCCUCACGCGGUCGCCGAUGUCCGCGGCGUUGAUGCAGUGGGCGGGACGGACGCACGUGUUGAUCGCGGUGACGCACGCGACGCCGGCGUUGCAGUCGACGCCCGCAGCGGGGGUUCUCAACCUCGCGUGGGCGAUCACGGAGGUGAUCAGGUACCCGUCCUACGCCAUGGGCGCGAGAUGUCCGCCGUGGUUGAACUACUUGCGGUACACCGUGUUCAUUCCGUUGUAUCCGCUCGGCGCGGGAGCGGAGAUGAAACUGAUGUACGACUCCCUGCCGUCGUUCGCGAAGAGCGAGGCGUACAGCGUCGCGAUGCCGAACAGGUGGAACUUCGGGUUCGAUUACCCGACGUUCCUGAAGGUGUUGCUUUGCGUGUACCCGCUGCUGUUCUAUCAGCUCUACGCGUACAUGUUCGUGCAGCGGAAGAAGAAACUCGCCGGAGAAAAGGCGAAGAGCGCGUGA
This is a messenger RNA of Micromonas pusilla CCMP1545, 651 nucleotides long. RefSeq lists its product as uncharacterized. Bases 1 to 651 code for a protein of 216 amino acids. Gene Ontology annotation, biological process: sphingolipid biosynthetic process; fatty acid elongation; very long-chain fatty acid biosynthetic process. Gene Ontology annotation, molecular function: 3-hydroxyacyl-CoA dehydratase activity. The transcript has 2 exons. Lineage: Eukaryota; Viridiplantae; Chlorophyta; Mamiellophyceae; Mamiellales; Mamiellaceae. The record is from RefSeq and is a predicted model, not a curated record. Gene Ontology annotation, cellular component: endoplasmic reticulum membrane.